AUGAAGGUCUCAAUCACUCUUUGCUUCCUCGGUCUCCUACUCUUUCUUACGUCGGCAUCCGCUAAGGAAAGUCAGCAAGAAACUCAACGGAUUAGAAAGCAUGAAAACAUGAAAUUCUCUUCUCCACAACGGAACAUGGCUUCUGGAGCAGCUGUCGGUGGAAUCUUGAACUCUGCUUAUAAUGUCAUUCAAAACGGUGCGAAAGCAUCGGCUGGGGUCAUCGAAAAAGUCAUUGUUUCUGCACAAACUUACCCAAAAUUCAACACCAUUGGGGAUCUCGGAAAUCUCAAAGUACCGUACCCUGAUGCCGUCAUGAACAACGCAGUUGUUAGAGUGACAAAAACAAACAUUCAACACGUAGCUUCUUCACCAGCAAUGAAUUUUUUGAACAAAGUCGCACCAGCCGUGAUGGCAGCAUCAGUUGCAUAUGAUGCUUGGGAGAUUUUUGAUGAUGUCAAAGAAGGAAAUCGGGGAGAAGCUACAAGAAAGGUUGUCACGAAAGGAUCCGCAUAUCUCGGAGGAUUCUAUGGAGCAGCUGCAGGAUCCGUUCUUGGAACACUGGUCUUCCCAGUUGUUGGAACAGCGAUUGGAGCGAUUCUUGGUGGAAUAUUCGGCGGAGUUUUUGGAGGACUUGGUGGCGACGUUAUUGUAGAAAUCUUGAGAUUGUAA
Caenorhabditis remanei is the source of this 669-nucleotide messenger RNA. RefSeq lists its product as uncharacterized. Lineage: Eukaryota; Metazoa; Nematoda; Chromadorea; Rhabditida; Rhabditidae. The transcript has 3 exons. The record is from RefSeq and is a predicted model, not a curated record. The coding region runs from base 1 to 669 and encodes 222 amino acids.